Messenger RNA from Pseudopodoces humilis (Tibetan ground-tit), 920 nucleotides. The record is from RefSeq and is a predicted model, not a curated record. Lineage: Eukaryota; Metazoa; Chordata; Aves; Passeriformes; Paridae.
CCCCCCGCCGUUCCCCGACGAGGCCGGAGCAUUCCUGGGGCUGGGGGGCCCUGAUGGGCUGGAGCCAGGGGGGCUGCUGGCCCCGUACCCCCCCCCAGGCCGCCUGUCCCUGGUGCCCUGGGCUGAGGGGGGGUCCCUGGGGGGCCCCUCCUGGACCCCUCCCCACUCGGAGCCCCCCCAGUUCCUGGAGCUGCUGCAGCCCCCCCGGAGCCCCCCCCCCACGGGACCCCUCCUGCCGCCUGUGCCCCCGCCCUGCGUACUGGUUUGUACUGGUUACUGGUCUGUACUGGGCAGAGGCACGGGAGUGCGUGAACUGCGGGGCCACAGCGACGCCCCUGUGGCGCCGAGACGGCACCGGGCACUACCUGUGCAACGCCUGCGGGCUGUACCACCGGCUCAACGGGCACAACCGGCCCCUCAUCCGCCCCAAGAAGCGCCUGCUGGUGAGCAAACGUGCGGGCACGGUGUGCAGCAACUGCCAGACCAGCACCACGACCCUGUGGCGCCGCAGCCCCCGCGGGGACCCCGUCUGCAAUGCCUGCGGGCUCUACUACAAACUGCACCGGGUGAACCGGCCGCUGACGAUGCGCAAGGACGGGAUCCAGACCCGCAACCGGAAGGUCUCGGCCAAGGGCAAGAAGCGGCGCCAGGCGGGGGGCGCUGGCCCUGGGGGAGUCCCCGAAACCUCCAUGGGGCCCCCCCUGCCCCCCCCUGCACCCCCCCAGCCGCCCCCUGAGGACCCAGCCGCGCUCUUCGCCCUCGGGCCGCUCGUCCUGUCCGGGCACCUCUUGCCCUUUCCCCCCGCCGGACCCUUCCUGGGGGGCCCCGGCAGCGCCUACGCGGCCCCCCCUGCCCCUGCUGCGGCCCCCCCCGGGCUCAGCCCACAGCUCUAACGGGGCCAUUCCAGUACAGUUCGCUAU